AUGCUCACCUCCUCUAAUGCCAAAAUCAUUGAAGAAUCAUCCAAAUCCAUAAGUGCUUCUGAAAAGGAAAUAUAUGAUGCAACCGAAAACAUCAACAAACCACAUCAAGAAGUAAAGGAGUUCAUAUAUGACUUCAGAACCUCUUCGGAUAAGAACACAACCAACAUGAACAAAGUCAUUGAAGGCUUUCGUUCUGCAUUAAAGGCAGAAAAAGAAGAUCUCUCAACUCUUUGUGUUGACAUCAAGGUUGGCAAUGUAGAACUAAAUUCAACCAUCACCACAAAGAUUGAAAAAUUACAAGAUCACUUGGAAGCAGAAAAUAAGAUUAUGGAUUCCUUAGCGGAGCAAACUCAGAAGACAGGUUCUGCAUGA
Molecule: messenger RNA, 372 nt
Organism: Lactuca saligna
Lineage: Eukaryota; Viridiplantae; Streptophyta; Magnoliopsida; Asterales; Asteraceae
Source: the annotation of a GenBank genome assembly